This is a messenger RNA of Yamadazyma jaroonii, 2295 nucleotides long. NCBI's taxonomy places the organism in Eukaryota, Fungi, Ascomycota, Pichiomycetes, Serinales, Debaryomycetaceae. The record is from the annotation of a GenBank genome assembly.
AUGAUUGAAGUAUUAAUAACAUUAAUACCUUCGAUUAUUUGGUUAGUUUAUCGAUGUAUUAAGGUAUUGAGAGCCCCCACCGACGAUAUUGUCCAUGAUUUGAAUAUCGACAUACCUCAUAUACCCAAUAUUUGCAUUGAUUCUAUAUCAUCGAAUUCCAUUACUAUUCAUUGGGAUAUCAAAAUAAAUAACGAUGAACAACUAAAUUAUAUUGUCAUAGUUAAUAACCAGGAGGCAGCCACCUUAAGUUCCACUAACUGUCAAUUCAAUGACUUAAAUCCUGACACUAUUUAUCAAUUUCAAAUAAUUGCCGUUAACUUGAUCAAUAACUUCAAGUCACAAAGUAAUCCUAUUUUCAUUGAAACCACUAGUGAAAAUGAGUCAGAGAUUAUUCUUAAAGAGUUCAAUAACAAUGAAGAUAUUGUGGAAGAUAUUAAGAAGUUUAAGACCAAUUUGAUCAAUGACAUUUCUGAUGAUGAUGCCUCUCAUAAAGAUAUUUCAAUUGAAAGUAUUGCUGAGAUAAAUGAUGAAAAAACUUUGGAUAAAUUGUUGAAAUUGAAUCAGUAUAAGUUAUUGUUGAUAUUUAACGAAUUCAGAAACCAACAAUUAAGUGUAGAUGAAGAGAUCAAGAAGAUUAAUUCCAAUUAUGACAGUUUGAAUUCAGAUUUGAAAGAUUCUAACCAAAUCAUUAACUCAUCAUUAGCUAACUUCAAAGAGAAACAGAAGAAAAAGGAAGAUGUUAUGUUGAUAAAGAAUAAGCUUGUUGAUCAAUUAGUUGAAUUGAAAAGGAAUUAUCAAACCAAAUUGAAAAGAUUUGAACAUUUACAAGAUGAACUCAAUUUGUUACAGAAAGAGAAAGAUAAGAUCGAACUUAAGAAGUUCAAUGAAAAGGAUGAAAUCAAUAAUGAAAUUAAUGAAAUAAAAUUGGAAAUUUCUAACAUCAAACAAGAUAUACAUAAGAAUGAAAUCAGUUUAAAGAAUUCUAAGAAUAAUAAGAAACAAAUCAAUAAUUAUUGGGAAUUCUUGAAGAAAUUAGUUGAACCAUGGCAAAAGGAGAAAGUUUUCAAUGAUGAUAAUUCUAUUAAUAACAAAGGAUUGGAUAUUUUAAAUAAUAUCAUUUCAAAUACUACUUGGUCAUCAGAAAUUCAAUCAGAUUUGAAUGAAUUGAAUCGUCUUGAUAAUGCAUGGAGGAACAGUUUCAAAGCUGAAAUUAAGAAUUAUGUUAUUAAUUUCAGAGAUUUGGAAACUUUGAAAUGUCAAAAGGAUAAGAAUUAUGUACCUAAAUUUAUUGAUGAAUUUGAUGCUAGUAUUGAAUUUGGUGGUGAAUCAAAUAAAUUGUUCAAGAAACGGAAGAUUAGAAAUAGAUCUAAAUCUCAAACAUUAUCAUCAUCAUCAAGUUCAUCACCAGGUCCAAAUCAAUCAAUGAAUAAUAUUCAAGAUUUCUAUGGUGAUAUUUAUAAUGAAGAUCCUCAAAAUCAACCUCAACCACCUUUGAUUUCUGUUCAAUUAGGUCAUUCUUUGAGUAGUCCACCGCCAAUUCAACCAUUAAGUCAAAUUAAUCCUCAGCAAAAUCAAACUUUUGCUCAAUCCAUGCUGUCAUCACAUUCACAGAGUCAAUAUCCUAGUCAUCAAGGUCAAUAUCCGAAUCAAUUGAACAAUGGUCAAUUAAAUGGUCAAUUGACUGGCCAAUUAACUGGCCAAUUAACUGGUCAAAUGACUGGUCAAAGGACUGGCCAAUUAAAUGGCCAAUUGAAUGGUCAAAUGCAAAAUAAUAUAGCUCAAACUCAAGGAGUUCAUGUCCCUAAUAUUUACAACAACCAAGAAUUACCUUUGGAAUUCUUACCUUUGAAUUGGAAUAAAAAUAAUCUCAACAUUGAUAGAUCAUUCUUGAAUGUUUAUAAUCAAAAUUCUUCUUCUCCAAGUUUACAAAACACUUUGGCAACUUCAACAAGUAUCAAUUCAAAUAUUUGGGAUGCAAAUUUUAAUUCUCAUCAAUCAUGGAAUUACAACAGUUCACCCAAUUUGAAUUCUCCCAAUUUGAAUUCUCCAAGUUUACAAUCACCUGGACUUCAAUCUCCAAAUUUACAAUCUGCCACAUUGAAUUCUCCAAACUCCGGUUACAAUACCUUGAAUGGAAAUUUUAGCGAUAAUAACGUAAAUGGGAAUACUUUAAUCAACAAUCCUGGCAGUAACGGCUUUAACCUUGCCAACACGUCAAUAAAUGGCGUCAGUGGUAAGAACUUAGAUUAUCAACAAAACGUUUUUGACUAUUUUUAUAAAGAAGAAAAUAAAUAA